AUGACCACUUUCAGUGAUAGUAUCAAUCUUGUUGGAAUGUUUGACCUGGGAUUCAAGGGACGUGCUUUCACCUGCAAAAGGGGACACCUUUGGGAAAUACUUGAUAAGAUUCUAGUUAAUGACCUUUGGUUCUCCCACUUCCUACUCACAUUUGUAACCCAUCUUAACAUUGCUGGCUCUGAUCAUAGGCCUCUCCAUAUCACCAUCACUUCCCCUUUUUCCUCUAAACAGCCCCCUUCCCCUCCCCCUUUUAGACAUCUUAACAUGUGGUCCACACAUCUCUCAUUCCUUAGAAUUGUUUCUAACCAUUGGAAAGGUGUCUCCCAUCUUGAGCCCCUGGUCAAACUUAGUCUGCUGCAAGUAAAAACUGGGCAGGCUCUUAGGAAAUGGAGUUGGGAAGCUUUUGGUGAUGUUCUAAAAAAUGUGGCCUCAACUGAGAAAAAAGUAAAAAGGCUUGAAUUGGGAGCUCAAAAUGGGACUGUGGAGGAAAAAGCACAUCUAACUGCACAGAAUAACCUACUUACUGCUAUUGAAUACCAGCAUCAGUUCUUGAAACAAAAUGCUUCCUUUAAUAUCUUUACUGAAGGGGAUAGAAACACCAAAUUCUAUCAUGCAUAUAUUAAAUACAAAAGGAAGUGUAAUAUAAUACGCUCUAUUCAAAAUGCUGAGGGGAUAUGGCUUCAUGACAAAACUGCAAUUGUCAGGGAUACCACUACUUAUUAUCAAAAUUUACUGAAUCAAGUCCCAACUACCAGGCCCCCAAUUGACAGGCACCACUUCUCUGAAAAGCUGAUCUACACCAAAAAUCAUAGACUCACUGAUCUCCCUGAUGAAAAGGAAAACUGGGUGGCAUUAAAGACUAUUGACAAUUCUAAGACUGCAGAGCCUGAUGGAUUCACUACAGAUUUCUAUAAAAAAUCCUGGAAAAUCAUCAAAACUGAUGUUAUUGUUGUAGUAUACUGUUUCUUCCAAGCUAGAGGUUUCCAACCUGGUUCUGUAACCUUAUUCACAGAUGGCUUCUUAAUAAUGAACACUCCUCCUUAUCAAUGGGCAAGCUUGCUUGGGGGUCCUUCACUGCUACAAGAGGCUUGA
Phalaenopsis equestris is the source of this 1092-nucleotide messenger RNA. RefSeq lists its product as uncharacterized. The transcript is spliced from 2 exons. The record is from RefSeq and is a predicted model, not a curated record. NCBI's taxonomy places the organism in Eukaryota, Viridiplantae, Streptophyta, Magnoliopsida, Asparagales, Orchidaceae. Bases 1 to 1092 code for a protein of 363 amino acids.